Molecule: messenger RNA, 1670 nt
Organism: Moneuplotes crassus
Lineage: Eukaryota; Ciliophora; Spirotrichea; Euplotida; Euplotidae
Source: the annotation of a GenBank genome assembly
UCUUAAUCGCUUUAUGUCAUCUUUUAAACCCCCAUAGGUUCAAGUGCAGUCAACCUUUAUGAGAUAAUCAUGGGCUCUACUUUUGUAAGACUCAUCAGAUGUACACUUGUAAGCAGUGCAAGACUGCAACUCAUUUCAAAUGUGAUAUUAUUUUGGCAAGCUCGCUACAAGAUGUUCAGGAGGAUCUCAAUUAUGUUAAAGAGUUUAUAGCUCAACUAGAGUGUCUGGCUUAUCAGAAUUCACUCCCACUUUACAACUCUGAGUUAAGUACAACUCUUGAAGAUUUCAAACAACAAGUUGAAAAUCUUGAUGAAAAUUUACAAGAAGCUUUGAAAAGGAAUCUUCAGCUUAAUUUUGUAGCUCUCGAGGCUGAGUUGGCACAGAUACAACUCAGUCUCUCUGAAAAUGAAGAAAUAAGAGAGAUAUUAUUCCUUUCAGCAAGUAGAGAAGCAUCAUUGCAAAGAUCUCAGAAUUUGAAGAAAGCUGAAAAUUCUAAAAAGAUGCCUCAGCACCAAGUCCAAACAGACCAAGUAAAGAGAAACUUCAGAGCAAGAAACCAAAAUGAGGCUGAAAAUGCUUUCCAUAGGAACUUAUUAAACUUUGAUAAUUCCAGAUUAAGAGACUUCAGAACAAAUUCAAGAAAUUUCACUAGGAAUCUUUGGACAAAAUUUAAGCAAAAGCAAAGUAGCUUAAUAAUCAGAGAAGGCUUUAUGAAACUAAAAGUCAAUUUCUGGUUGAUCUUAUUAUCCAUAAUACUGAUCUUAAUGUUCCCUAUGCUUACAAAUAAAUUCAGUGAGUAUACCUCACAAGGUGAAUUUAGUAUCGAAGAUUUAUCAAUGAAAGUAGACCAAUUAAAAAUAUAUACUGACAGAAAAGAUUUAGAGCAAAUAACUGAACUUAACAGGGUAAAGAAAAUAGUUGCUAAACAAAUUGAUAAAGACCCUGAUGAAAGAGAGCUCGCUCUUGAUACUGCAAAUAGUACGUCUAAUGAAUUUAUGCAGAGCAUGAUUGAUCUUAAUUAUCGUAUGGGACCAAAAGAAGUGUUUGAAAUGUACAAUGUUAUAGGGGGUCAGCAAUUCCUAAUAAGAAACUUUUUGUCCAGCUAUUACCCUCCUUCUAUUGAGUUUUUCUCGUUUAACAGAGAAAUUAAUCUUCCGAGAGCAGCAUAUAAUUCUCACGGAAGAGUGUAUUAUAAUCAAUAUGGUAUACAGGAUGUUAUUCGUACAACAAAAAGCCAAGUUUAUUUGAACAAACUGAGUUUAUCUUAUGAUGAUCUUUCUCAAAUUAUGAGAGCAUCAGCAAAUUCAAAAAAAUUAAUCAUAAAGGAUUGUGAUAUUAAUGUAUCCCCAGAUCUCGAUUUUUCCACUGAUUAUCCUCCAAAAACCGAAUAUCUGAGCUUUGAGAAUACUAAACUGAUAUUGAAAAAUAAGUCAAGAAAUUGCCAAAAUAACAAUUGUCAAUUAACAUUAGAGGAUGUUAUAAUCGCCAUAAAAACUUCUCACUUUAUCGACUCACUAAAGACUAUCAAUAUUUAUCAAGCAGGGAUUUAUACUGAGUAUGCAGAAGACCUUCUGAACAAUCACGGCUUAUACAACAUUGAAAUAAUUCAAGAACAGACAAGCUUUGCUGAAAAAUAAUAAAUCACUUACACACCCAAAUAUCUUCAACCC